Letharia columbiana is the source of this 3810-nucleotide messenger RNA. RefSeq lists its product as uncharacterized. The transcript is spliced from 6 exons. Gene Ontology annotation, molecular function: lipid binding. Bases 1 to 3810 code for a protein of 1269 amino acids. Lineage: Eukaryota; Fungi; Ascomycota; Lecanoromycetes; Lecanorales; Parmeliaceae. The record is from RefSeq and is a predicted model, not a curated record.
AUGUCGAACCACGACGACUUUGACGAGAAUGCUUCAAGCCGUACCAACCAGGCGCCAUACACCGAGCGACACCCUAUACCAACCAUUUCGCGGUAUCAGGAUCGGAAACAAGAGCGCCAGGAGGACUCUGAAGCCACUGUACCCCAAUCCAAUAUAGAGCACGAAGCUCCGAAAAAAGAAGAGCAUUAUGGGCUCUUUGAUUCUACAAAACGUUUCCUCCACCUCGAUGGCCAUAUCAACGAUGAAACGAUAAAUGAACAGUACCCAUACAGCUCCUACAACCGAAAUGUUGACGGAAAUCCUCCUGAUUCGGAGGGAAAGAACGAUCAUAGAGAUAGCCUUCCGAGUGAGGGUGGGGACCAAGACGGAUCUGAAAAGUCUUCAACGCUCAAGGAUACGUCGGAGGCAACCGACAAUACGUUGGAUCCACGACAAAAGAGGAAGAACAUGAAGCACAUGAAGAGAGACCACGCCCCUCGAGAAGUGACGGAUCCUGUAACGCACCUCAAGGUCAUGGUCCAUGAUACAACUAACAAAGAGCUCCAAACUGUUCCUGCGAAUGAACCUCCUCCGGGCUCAAAUCAUCGAAGUGCUACUGGUGCCAGUGCAGGCUCGAAAACCAAGUCUGAACUUGAGCAGGAGACGCAGGAACAGCAGGCAGUCCACCAGCGAAUGGAGAAGCUCUUCCCACCGCCAAGUUUUGCUGCUACAAAAAAAGAGAUAAGCAGUGUCUACAGUCUUGCUUUCACAGUGGGAACAAGUUCUCUUCUUCUCACCGCGCUUUCCCUUCUUGUUGGAAGCCAUUUCAUCAGCGGUAGGACUGAUAUGCAAAGAUCCUGGCCUCAUACCCUGCUACUGUCCUCACUAUUGCUGGUCUUUGGUGUGGUAGCUGGCGGCGGCAUCAUCUGGGGCAUACGGGGUUGGCUAAUUCACAGGAUCAACGACAUCUGGGAUGAAGAAGUCUGGGAUAGCGCAAGGAAGCAAGAACAGGAAACUAUCAGUUCUCCAAUGCCGGAAUCGACUCAAUGGCUCAACAGUCUUCUGUCCAGUGUUUGGCCACUCAUCAACCCCGAACUUUUCACCAGCCUGGCGGAUACUCUUGAAGAUGUCAUGCAAGCGUCAUUACCCAAACUAGUGCGCAUGGUCAGCGUCGAGGACUUGGGUCAGGGUAAUGAAGCCAUUCGUAUUCUAGGAGUCCGGUGGCUUCCCACAGGAGCGGCUGCUAAGACGGUGUCCAAAGAUGGCAAAGUCAAGAAUGACAAGGACGAAAGCGACCGUAAAGUCCCUGGGCAAGGCGGAGUCGACGAUGAGAGCAAACCAGACGACGUGGGAUCAUCUGGGAAAGAUGAGCAGUCAAAGGGAGAUGAACAGAAGAAGGAGGGUGACGAGGAGAACAUUGCUGAGGGCAUGGAAGCAGAGGAAGGUGAUUUUGUUAAUGUUGAGGUUGGAUUUUCAUACAGAGCGUCAAGUAGCGGCAAAGGCAUUAAGGAGAAAUCCAAGAACGCUCAUCUGUUUCUGGCUUUCUAUCUACCUGGAGGUAUUCGUUUCCCUGUCUGGGUGGAGCUCCGUGGCAUCGUCGGUACGAUGCGUCUCCGUCUCCAACUAUGCCCCGACCCACCAUUCUUCGCGCUCUGCACUUUAACCUUCCUUGGGCAGCCCAAAGCAGACCUCUCCUGUGUGCCACUGACAAAAAGGGGACUUAACCUAAUGGAUUUACCGCUCAUCUCGUCCUUCGUGCAAAGCUCUAUCGAUGCUGCGCUCGCGGAAUACGUAGCUCCAAAGAGCUUGACGCUGGAUCUGAAAGACAUGCUUGUAGGAGAUGAUUUCAAGAAAGAUACCACGGCCCGAGGUGUUUUGAUGGUCAAAAUCAAAAGAGGGCGGAACUUCAAGGCAGGAGACCCAGGCUUGGGAAUUUUGAAAAAGGCUUCGUCUGACGCGUACGUUGCCGUGGGAUGGGCAAAAUUCGGAAAGCCUGUGUGGAGUACACGAGUUAUCGUGAGCGACAUGGAACCUGUCUGGGAUGAGACUGCUUUCAUCCUUGUGGGUCCAGAGGAGCUCAAUGCGGAGGAACGUAUAAGGGUCCAGCUUUGGGAUUCUGACCGUACUUCAGCCGAUGAUGAUCUUGGCAGAAUCGAAUUAGACCUCAAAGAACUGAUGCACUCGCCUCAAUCUAAAGAAAAGAUGUGGGAUCGAACCGAUGGCUUUCUUGCUCUAGAAGGGAGUAAAGAAAUGCCGGGGACUUUGGAUUGGAGUGUGGGAUAUUUCUCGAAGACAAGCAUCCGAGAUGAACAGCUAAAGAAACAAACAAUCGAGGAAGAUGUCAGAUCACUCCAGGGAUUAAAAGACAAGGUUUCCAACGAUGCUAAAAGCAAACUCCGGGAAGCCACGACUCAUGAUGAAUCCCACGAGCUAGACCAGCAAAAGGCUCAGAUGUUGAAGUCCAAAGAGGACGCUAUGAUCAUUUCAACGCCCCCGCUCGAGGACUACCCGACGGGGAUUCUCGCAAUUCAAAUUCAUCAGAUUACAGGCCUAGAGUUCGAGAGAAUUAAUAAGGGCCAAUCCAAGGGAGACGAGGGCGAUGAUGUCGAAGAGGACAAUGAUCUACCAUCGAGCUACUCUACUGUGAUCUUGAAUCACCAGACCGUAUUCAAAACACGCACAAAACCUAAGAACCCGAACCCAUUCUUCAAUGCGGGAACCGAACGAUUCAUCAGAGACUGGCGGACCACCGAAGUGAUUGUCUCGGUCCGUGAUUCUCGAAUCCAUGAGAAUGAUCCUCUCCUCGGGAUUGUUGCCCUACCUCUCGGCAAGAUCUUGAGGGGGCGAUCACAGGUGAUGGACAAUUAUCCCUUGGUAGGGGGACUGGGCUAUGGUAGGGUUCGCAUAUCCAUGGUCUUCCGCUCCAUAAAACUACAAGCUCCGAAAGAGCUUCUCGGCUGGGAUAGCUACGGCACUCUGGAAGUCACAGGGCCAAUUACUUCAAAGGACAUCUCGCCUGGCCUGCGAAGUUUGCGCAUGAAGAUACGCACGACGAUCAAUCGGGGUAAAAUGUACUCUUCCGAAACAGACACGGAAAACGGAAGCCAGUGGACAGGCAAGCAUGAGCGGCCGGUGCGCGUUGCAGUUCGUAAACGCUACUGUUCUUGCGUUGUCAUCGAGUUCCGGAAGAACAAUCUCGGCUUGGACAAGACUCCCGCUUUCGCCGUGCUGUGGCUCAAGGAUAUCCCGGAUGAAGAAGAUCGCACCGUUACUCUGCCAGUCUGGAAGAGUGACUCGGAUACUCUAAAGCGGGCACAGUCCAAUUGCGACGAUAAUUUAGGAGAGCGAAUGGGCACAAUCGAGGUGCCAAUUAAGUUCUACCGCGGACUGGGCGCUUACCACCAUAAGCUUACCAGCAAGAGUCCGAAUCUUUCAAACGUUUUCGAGGUCCUCAGCACCGCCGAUGACAACCACGAAGUGGAUAUGGCCAUGUCUGACGAGGAAUCAGCGGACUCCAGCGAUUCCAGCGAUCCGGAUGAGGAGGGGCCUCAUCAUGCCGCCAACGGUCUUAUCCGCAAGCUCAAGAUCAAUAGCAAAUCCUCCACAGACGGCGCGGAGGAUGAUGGCCACAAGGGUGGAGGGCCAAUAGACCAGAUUAAAGACUACAAAGUGCAUAGCGAGCAAUUGCAUCGAAGACAUAGAGGCUUGAUGCAGUGGAAGGGCGCUAGGACCGCUAAUUAUCUGAAGACUAAGGUGCAGCAUGGGAAGGAUCAUUUGACGGAUCAUUUCAAACAUCAUGAGCGGGAUCCGGGGAUAGAGACAGAGGUUUGA